AUGUCCCUUGGGCUGGCGGUGAGGAAGUUCUGGAGCAGCAUGCUGAAAGUGGGCAUCCUCCAUCAGCAGCUAGUGGCUGAGAAAAAGCACAAUAAAGAAGAUGCUUCCAGCCUGGGAGGUUCCUUUCAGGCAGCAAAAGCCGAAACUGAGCAUUUGAAAAGCUGCUCCUCUGGGCUUUCCACCUCCGAGCAUUCUGAGCUGGGUGUGUCAUUACCAAGCGUCCAAGCUUCCCCCUUAACUUUGUCGGCCAGCAGCAGACUGCCGUACAGUAACCUCUCUGAGGCAAAGUCAGUCUGCAGAGGCAGCAACCAGAGCAUCCACGCUCAGGCGAUCGAGUCAUCUCUGAUGCCCUGUGAUGCAUGCAAGGAGGCCCAGGCCAGCCUGCGGGAAGUGGGCAAUGCCAUUAUCACCGUCUGCAGCAGCCAGAACCUCCCCUCCUCUCUGAGCAGAUUCCUGGAGAUGGUCGAGCAGAGCCUUGGGCACAAACCCCUCACGGCUAUGGACCUCAGCUACUGGGCGUCCGAGCAGAGCAAGGACCUCUCCCGGAUCAAUAAACACCUCUGGACCCUGGUGGAGCUCAUUAACCCUUUGAAGGAGGAGCUGGAAUGCUCCAACAAACAGAAGGAGGAGCUGAAGGGACAACUGGAAACCUUCCACAGCCACCUUCAGAAGGAGAGAGAGCUUCUUCUAGGAGCUGUUUCCUUGGAGAAGGAAGUCUCCACCUUGAAAGAGAGGCUCCGGUUGCAGGAAGCCACCAUCCAAGAGCUGGAGCAGGCCAAAAGUGAUCUGCUGGAGGAGAUGAAGGUGAAGAUGGUGGACAGGAGUGAGAUGGCCAGGCUGAACGACCAAGUGGAGGUCCUGGCUAGCCAGCUGGAGAGUGCCAAGCAGCAGCUGAACUGGGCCCUCGCCGAGCGUGACAAGGAGAAGGCCAGGGUGGAGAGCAUGCUCCGGCACAAAGAGUCUCUCCAGGCCAAGCAAAGAGGCUUAAUGCAGCAGCUGGAUCUUCUGGACCAGGAAUGUGAGCAGCUGAGGAGCAGCCUGGCCGAGGAGGAAGAAAAGCAGUACAUAAUGAAGGAGCACCUGGAGAAGGUCCAGGGCGAGCAGCGGGACAUCCACAUCCAGCUGGAAGCCCAGCAGACUCUUACGGAGAGGAUGCGGCAGGAGAAGCUGAGCUUAGAGCAGUCUACAUCAGACCUGCAAAGGACCAUCUCCGAGCUGGGCGAGCUGGUACAGGAGAUGAAGGAGCGGGAGAGGCUCUUGGUGUCCUUCCCAGACCUUCACAUCCCUGUUGAGGCACAGUUCAGAGGUACUGGAGACAUCCUGGAGGACAUGGGGAAGCAGCUCCAGGCCAACAAUAUUCGCAUCAGCAUUCUGGAGGAAGAGAACUCUCGUCUGCGGACCGCGGUGGCCAAAAUGAAGGAGACAGCACAGCAGGAGGCCCCAAAGCUUGUGUUGCCUACGCAGUUGUGGAUGCCGGCUACUGCAAAAUCUGGUAAUGAAGAGCAGGGGAUGCACCACUCCGCAGGGCAUUCUGUGGGAACUAGUUUCCCGGGAACUGUGCCGAGGCCUUCCACCAAUUCCAGUAAGGGAAGCGCAACCCACAACAGAGCUCAGAGUGGCCACAGCACUGGCGGACACAGCUCUGCCUCCCGAAGGGCUCCAAGUAGCCAGCAGCCAAAGUCACCUUCCAGAGGGGCUGCCCAGAAAGUUGCAUUCACCUUUGCCUGUGAGGAUACAGCUACCAACCUCUACAUCAGGACAAAAGGGAGAGACAUGGCCCUGGGCCACCCGACCCAUUGCACCCGGAACCACCAGAAAUAAAAGCCCCGAGAGGAAUAAAUGCAGAAGGUUGCCAAGGUCCUCACUGGGAUUCCACCAUGCGGGAGUGGUUU
Messenger RNA from Varanus komodoensis (Komodo dragon), 1892 nucleotides. RefSeq names its product coiled-coil domain-containing protein 157-like. Bases 1 to 1821 code for a protein of 606 amino acids. The transcript is spliced from 9 exons. Lineage: Eukaryota; Metazoa; Chordata; Lepidosauria; Squamata; Varanidae. The record is from RefSeq and is a predicted model, not a curated record.